This is a messenger RNA of Nasonia vitripennis (jewel wasp), 470 nucleotides long. Its product is annotated as venom protein G. The transcript has 5 exons. The record is from RefSeq and is a predicted model, not a curated record. The coding region runs from base 85 to 393 and encodes 102 amino acids. Lineage: Eukaryota; Metazoa; Arthropoda; Insecta; Hymenoptera; Pteromalidae.
GAGGCUUUAUUCGUGUAUUACAAUUUGAUUCUGGAAAUAGGUUAUUUCAGCGUAUAGCUGCAAAAACAAUUUUUAAUAUCUAACAUGAUGAAAAUCGCACUUUUCUUAGCCGUUGGCUUGGUUGUCGUCUUCAACUCUCCAGUAAACGCUGAAUUGACCGAGGAAGACGGACAGAAAAUUCUUGAUGCCAUCAAAGACGAAGUUGCAAAGCAAAGCCUCCAGUGCGCAGGUAUUAAAUCAUAUUGUUCCCAUGAUGUCCCAAGUGAAAUUCCAGCCAUCUUAUGCCCGAAUUUAUUAAAAGCCUACCUGUGUGACAACGUUAACAGCGCAGCUGGAAUCAAUCAGGUGUUAGUAGACAUCGCAAAAAGGGUAGCCGAGAACCAGAAGAAUUAAAACUAUACAUCCAUAACUGUGUAAUAAGUUAAGAGUAACUAUGUGAAACAUAAAAAUGAAGUAAUUUUUUCCAAGAA